This is a messenger RNA of Prunus armeniaca (apricot), 243 nucleotides long. The record is from the annotation of a GenBank genome assembly. NCBI's taxonomy places the organism in Eukaryota, Viridiplantae, Streptophyta, Magnoliopsida, Rosales, Rosaceae.
AUGGCUAUCCUAUUGGCCAUCCUCAUGGGCAACCCUAGCGACCACCACGUCGUGCGUCCACCUCUGGCGGCCCCUCUCGCAGCAGCACUGCUACUUCUUCUGCACGCAGAGCCUCAGAGCCUUCUUGGCCUUCCAGCAGCACCCGGCACUCAUCAGGCAGCAACUCCAGCGCCUCUUCACAUCGUUCUUCACCCUCUGCCUAUCAUGUGCACGGCUUUCCCAGCCUUCAGGGCUUGCAAGUAG